This is a messenger RNA of Closterium sp. NIES-65, 891 nucleotides long. The record is from the annotation of a GenBank genome assembly. Lineage: Eukaryota; Viridiplantae; Streptophyta; Zygnematophyceae; Desmidiales; Closteriaceae.
AUGGCUGCACUGCCCUCAGACGUCCCCGCUCCACACACACACGAAUUCCACCCCCACUCGUAUAUUCUCACUACACUUACCCCUCUCUCCCCGUUUCCCCCUUUCUCCCCCCUUUCCCCUCUCUCCCCGUUUCCCCUUUUCUCCCCCCUUUCCCCUCUCUCCCCGUUUUCCCUCCCCCUUUCUCUCCCCUUUCCCCCCUCUCUCCCAGUUUCCCCCUUCUCCCCCUUUCCCCUCUCUCCCGUUUCCCCCUUCUCCCCCCUUUCCCCUCUCUCCCCGUUUCCCCCUUUCUCCCCCCUUUCCCUCUCUCCCCGUUUCCCCUUUCUCCCCCCUUUCCCCUCUCUCCCCGUUUCCUUCCCCCUUUCUCCCCCCUUUCCCCUCUCUCCCCCGUUUCCCCCUUUCUCCCCCCUUUCCCCCCUUUCCCCCCUCUCUCCCCGUUUCCCCCUUUCUCCCCCCUUUCCCCUCUCUCCCCGUUUCCCCCUUUCUCCCCCCUUUCCCCUCUCUCCCCGUUUCCCCUUUUCUCCCCCCUUUCCCCUCUCUCCCCGUUUCCCCCUUUCUCCCCCCUUUCCCCCCUCUCUCCCAGUUUCCCCCUUCUCCCCCCUUUCCCCUCUCUCCCCGCAGAGCACCCGCCCCACCCUCACUCACAUACCCUCACUAGACUUCUCCCCCUCUCCCUCCCCCCCCCCCCCCCCCCCCCCCCCCCCCUCCCCCCCCCCCCCCCCCCCCCCCCCCCCCCCCCCCCCCCCCCCCCCCCCCCCCCCCCCCCCCCCCUCCUCUCCCCCUUCUCCCCUUUCUCCCCCCUCCCCCACCCCUUUCCCCAUGACUGCUCACCGAAAUCGUAUUCACGAGUUUAAACGACGCCUUAUCCGGAGCACCAAACUCUACGUGGCGUGA